Messenger RNA from Salmo salar (Atlantic salmon), 2194 nucleotides. RefSeq lists its product as uncharacterized. Gene Ontology annotation, cellular component: nucleus. Lineage: Eukaryota; Metazoa; Chordata; Actinopteri; Salmoniformes; Salmonidae. Gene Ontology annotation, molecular function: DNA-binding transcription factor activity, RNA polymerase II-specific; sequence-specific DNA binding. Gene Ontology annotation, biological process: cell differentiation; regulation of transcription by RNA polymerase II. The record is from RefSeq and is a predicted model, not a curated record.
UAGAUUUUGGGCGCUCAAUUGACCAUUUUAUGAUACAUUUUUGUGAAUGGGUGUGUGUCUGGCUGCCAAAUCUGUGUUCGUGAGUCGUGGCUGACGUCACGGCCAGUUAAACAGCAGUUUUUUGGGACUGGGGAGUCACGAAGCAAGAGGACACAUUCCUUUGCACCGGGGAGCAGGCACGCCCCUCAAAGCUCCGCUGCUUUAUAACGGGACUGGGCCGGGCAGAGGGAGACAACACAACUGUAACUCUGAACUCCAAGUGGAAGCAACUGUUCCCGUCAAAUACGUACUGGGAUACCAUCCUGAAAUCCAACGAGAGAAACAUAGACACCAGAGACUCUAAAAUAAAGAUGGAUAUGUACCAAGCUGGAUAUUAUAUGGAAGACUUUAGGACACAGGAAGUCCCUGCUGGUUUGGACUUUGCAUCAUAUGACUACAGUGACGAAGACCUGUCUUUUCUAUUAGACAGUAAAGGACCCGAGCAGCAGCAGUAUCCAGAGAGUUCUGGAGAGCUGCAGAAGAAUCCACGUCCGUACGACAACAAAGUAACCUCCAGUGACUCUGUCCUGUUCAACCUGGAUUCAUACCCAGAGUUUAACUGUUGGGCGUCAUACCCAAGUGAUGGGCUGACUUUGGGCCAGUCUCAAGCGGGGUGCCAGGAUUCCACCCAGACGUACCACAGCCUUGUGCCCCUGUGUUCCCCAGCCCAGAGUGGACAGUUCAGCCCAGGCAUGGAGGAUGCCAGCACCAGCAACUCUGUCCUCCCUGGAAAAGGAACGAGCCACAGAGGGACCCCCAGCACUGUCUGCCUGGACCACCUCAGUGAAGCUGAGCACCGUCACUCAGGUGAAAAACUGUACGCACAGAAGACGUCACCCUCCUUCUGGCCAGACUACCCCUCUCCCAGCUACUGCGUAUCCCUGCUGCCCCCUCACCACCCUCCAUCUUGUUCCUCAACCCCUGGACCACAGCAGCCCUCAGAGCAGUACUGCCCCCGUGUGGCCAAACGCAAAAGUACACACUCCCAAAGACCCGAGAGGGAAGGAGGACAAGUGAUGAGAAUGUCAGCUUAUCCAGGAUCAGGGCCCAUCCAAUUGUGGCAGUUCUUACUGGAGCUGCUUCUAGACUCCGCCUGCUGUACCUUCAUCUGCUGGACAGGAGACGGUUGGGAGUUCAAGAUGUCCGACCCAGCAGAGGUGGCCAAGCGCUGGGGCCAGUGUAAGAACAAGCCCAAGAUGAACUACGAGAAGCUGAGCCGCGGCCUGCGCUACUACUACCACAAGAACAUCAUCCACAAAACGACGGGCAAGCGCUACGUCUACCGUUUCGUCUUGGACGUGCAGGGGAUGUUGGGAAAGACGGCACAGGAGGUCCUGGCCAGCCUGAACAUUUUACCCACGGGUACAGAGUCAUCCUGGCAAGGCCAGGGGGCACCAGUAUCAUCACCAGUGUCCAGCGAAGCAUGGGCGUCGCAGUAGAGGGAGUGUACCAGCACCACUGGUUCUCAUUGGUGCUAUUGUCUCUUGAUAGUGUUAUGGCUACAUCACUAGAAAAAUGCUAUGUAGAAUAAGCAUGCCUCUUUGACAUGUAGAAAAGGAAUAACAUCGGCUCUAUUCAUGGGAUUUCUAUCUGCAACAUUAGACAAUGUUUGGUGUAACACUUUUAUUACCAAGUGAUACAGUAGUAGCCAUAGCUGUGGGAAGUAGGCAUGUUGAGGUUGCUGCAGCACCCCCUGAAAAAUCUGAAUUUAAAAAAGUAAGUAGUAGCCUUCAAUUUGAUUUGGUUUUAGUGUAUGACUUACCUCCUAUUAACAUCAGCAUAAUAAGAGCUCAAUGAAACUGUAUGCCCAGCUGUCUCCAAUACUGAUGCUCUUUAUGGUAAUGACAUGGUUAGUGAUUAACAACCCCCCUCCAUCCUCAAGUACUUAUUUCCCCCUCUAAAAUAAUGGGUGCAUGACACCCCUGCUUACCACCCAUGCUGUUAUCCAUGCUGUUGAACAAUGUUUGACAUUAACUUUGACUGUGAGGAUCAGUCUGUUUUUAUACUCUUACAUAUCUACCUCUUUUAUUGCUGACAAAAUAAAGCUAAGGGGGACAAUGCUUGUUCUGUUGAAUAUAAUGUGUGUGAUUUGCAUGAUUUAGGGAACAAUGUUUGUAAAAUGAUUGUAAAUAAACUGUACAUAACUUAAAUACUA